UUAUCAUAAUGGCCGUAAACAUUAUCCUCUCUGAAUUUUAUUCUUCGUUUCCAAAUUCUUUUACAGUUUUUUCAUCCAUUGUGUUUGUCAUUGCGUCCAUUAUCGUAGCAGCGUUGUAUCGGCAUUACAAGUAUUUUCAACGAUGCAAUAAAAUUCCUGGACCACCGGCGCAGAUUCCCUUUGUUGGGAGCUUCACUGAGUUUCUAAUUAAACCUGAAGAAAUUUUGCCAUACUUUCUGAAGCUCUACGAAACAUGGAACAAGUACCCGGUCUCACGGCUUUGGGUAGGACCAUUGGCCAUGUUCUCUGUCGGUGGCGCUGAAGGCGCAGAGGUGGUGCUAAGCAGUACCAAAAUCAUCGAUAAAAGCCGAGAAUAUAAUUUCAUUCAGCCUUGGUUAGGCACUGGACUUUUGACGAGCACAGGCAGCAAAUGGCACCAGCGACGCAAAAUGCUAACACCAACUUUCCACUUUAAAAUCCUGGAGGAAUUCAUCCGCGUGUUCAAUGAACAGAGUGCCGUACUCAUCGAGAAGCUCGACGUGACAGUUAACCAACAAUUUGAUAUUUUCCCAUUCAUCACACGAUGCACGCUCGAUAUCAUUUGCGAAACUGCAAUGGGACGUCAGCUGAACGCCCAAAGCGAAAGUGAUUCGGAUUACGUCCAAGCUGUUUACAAAAUGACCGGCAUAACCCACCGAAGACAGAUGCAGCCAUUAUUACAAAUCGAAUGGUUAUUUCGACUUCUUCCUAUUGGAGCAGAACAAAAACGAUGUCUCUCAAUUCUUCAUGGUUUCACUGAUCAGGUAGUUCGUGAGCGAAAAAUCGAAUACGAGCAACGCAUGGCUCAGCAACACCAAAAAUCAGACUCACAGAAUAUGAAAGAUGAGUUUAAUUCCGAGAAACCUCGUCUAGCUUUCCUGGAUCUGUUGAUCGAAGCUUCUCAAGACGGAAAAGUUCUCAGCGACCUUGACAUUCGUGAAGAAGUUGACACCUUCAUGUUUGAAGGUCACGACACGACAGCAGCGGCCAUAAAUUUCUCUCUUUUCCUUAUUGGCAACUACCCCGAAGUGCAGGAAAAAGUAAAUGAAGAGUUAAAUCGGGUAUUUGGAGAUUCCGAUCGUCCAUUCACUAUUGCUGAUCUAAAUGAAGUGAAAUACUUGGAAUGCUGCAUCAAAGAAGCACUGCGACUCUAUCCGAGCGUCCCAGUAAUCGCCAGGGAACUAACGGAAGAUACCGAUAUCUGUGGAUACAAUCUACCUGGAGGAGCUACCAUCACAGUCAGUCCGUUUCUAUUCCACCGAGAUCCCAGGUACUUCCCGGAUCCAGAGAGUUUCAAACCUGAGCGUUUCUUCUCAGAAAAUGUCCAGGGUCGACAUCCAUAUGCUUAUAUUCCCUUCAGCGCUGGACCACGUAAUUGCAUUGGACAAAAGUUUGCCAUGAUGGAAGAGAAGAUUAUUCUUGCAUCAGUUUUACGUCGCUUUCAUGUAAAAGCGUUGGACAAGCCGGAAGAUAUAUACCUGCUGUCGGAGUUGAUCCUGAGGCCACGCGAUGGAAUUCGACUACAGUUAAGUCCUAAAACACGGCCUAAUUGAGAUGUAGCUUCCGGCGUUCAAUCACGUUCACGUGCCAAAAAUGCAAAGCAUACAAUUUAUGCACAAUCAGAUUUUUGCCAAUGUUUGCGGAAAAUAGACUUUCACCUGA
Messenger RNA from Daphnia carinata, 1701 nucleotides. RefSeq names its product cytochrome P450 4C1-like. The transcript has 14 exons. Lineage: Eukaryota; Metazoa; Arthropoda; Branchiopoda; Diplostraca; Daphniidae. Gene Ontology annotation, molecular function: iron ion binding; heme binding; monooxygenase activity. The record is from RefSeq and is a predicted model, not a curated record. The coding region runs from base 9 to 1592 and encodes 527 amino acids.